Messenger RNA from Gopherus evgoodei (Goodes thornscrub tortoise), 1907 nucleotides. It is a transcript of the gene IMPACT, whose product is annotated as impact RWD domain protein. The record is from RefSeq and is a predicted model, not a curated record. The transcript is spliced from 11 exons. NCBI's taxonomy places the organism in Eukaryota, Metazoa, Chordata, Testudines, Testudinidae. Gene Ontology annotation, biological process: regulation of translational initiation. Gene Ontology annotation, molecular function: protein binding. The coding region runs from base 224 to 1183 and encodes 319 amino acids. Gene Ontology annotation, cellular component: cytoplasm.
CGGCCGGGUUACUAAUUGGCAGAUCCGAUUGCACCGGCUCCAUCUGUUGGGGUCACUGAUCCCCUGCCCCACCCCGCCCCGCCGGUGCCACCCUCCCGUCGCUGCUCGCGGGACGCUGCGCUGCAGCCCACGAGCGGACCAGCCCAGGCCUCCUUCGCCACCUGGAAGUCCAGCCGCGCAGGCGCCUUCGCACCGUGCACGCCUGGGGGUGGGGGGCAGGGCAAUGGCGGCAAGUGACCCGGAAACGGCCCAGAGACAAAUUGAUGAAAUUGACGCUCUCUCAUCUAUAUAUGGUGAUGACUGGUGUGUUGUUGAUGAAGAUGAAAGGAUAUUUUGCAUUAAGAUUAGUGAUUGUUUGGAGCAGCCAAAAUGGACUGUCUGUUUGCAGGUGAUUCUCCCUUCUGAAUAUCCAGUUUCAGCCCCACCUAUUUAUCAACUGAAUGCCCCUUGGCUUCGAGGACAGGAUUAUAUCGAACUAACAAAUAGCCUGGAAGAAAUCUAUGUGAAGAAUCUUGGUGAAAGCAUCCUUUACCUCUGGGUGGAGAAGAUACGAGAAGUUCUGAUAGAAAAGUCUCAGUCAUCUGAUGCAGGCCCAAACAUUGAGAAAAUUACUGAAGAGAUUGAUGAAGAUAAUGAAGAUGAUUAUUCCCUGGAGUAUCAACCAGUUCAAGAAGAUACAAUUAAAACACUGAAUUUUGUUAUGUCUGAAAGCCAAGAAGAUGAAGAACUGCCACCAAUUAAUCAUGGGAACCCAAUCUCGGACCGAAGGAGUACUUUUCAGGCACAUCUGGCUCCUAUAGUGAGCCCCAAACAGGUGAAAAUGGUUCUUGCCAAAUUACAUGAGAAUAAGAAAAUAGCAAGCGCUACCCACAACAUAUAUGCAUACAGAAUAUACUGUGAGGACAAACAGACAUACUUACAGGACUGUGAAGAUGAUGGGGAGACAGCAGCAGGUGGACGCCUCCUCCAUCUUAUGCAGAUUUUGAAUGUCCAUAAUGUUUUGGUUGUGGUGUCCCGCUGGUAUGGAGGUAUCCUGCUAGGACCAGAUCGCUUUAAACACAUCAACAAUUGUGCCAGAAAUAUACUAGUGGAAUACAGUUAUACAAAUUCAGCUGAAGAAUCAUCUAAGCAAUUGGGAAAGAACAAAAGAGUAAGAAAGGACAAGAAGAGAACUGAACAUUAAUUCAUUUAAAAAUAACAUAAAAAGUUUAGUUUACACAUAUUUAUAUAAAAUUAAACAUGAAUCUUUUCUCUGUAGAAAAGAUCCUCAGAAAUAUAUAUGUUUAUUCAGCAGAAAAUUCAUCAAGGGCUUAGAAACAUUUUCUUUCUGUUCUAUGGUUGCCUCAGCUGUUCUGGAAUAGAGAGCUUAAACAAGUGAGUUUUCCAUAGUCAUACUUUUAAACUGGGUCCUGUGCAUACCCAGAGCCAUUUUUUUUGUCAACUACAGUUGAUUCAGGCAGAACAUGGAUUAACUGGCCUUCGUACCAUCAGGUCACUAGUCAAGUGCCUGUCUUGAACUGGGACUCAGUCAGCAGUUUUCUUCAGCAUUGGGAUGAAGACAUGAAAACUUUGGUAAAGAAUAUUGUCUUUUAAGCUUUCUGUACCUAACAAAAAAAGCAGAUAGCCUCUCCUGUGUAUCUAGUCCUUGAACAUACAAUUCAGAGUCUGCUUGAUGGAGUCUCAAGAACUAUCACGCAGAAAAAAAAGAAAAGGUGGCAAUCCACAGACUAUAAAAGUCACUUUGUCAGUCCAUUGACAAUUUCCUGCAUGUGUGUCAGGCUGAAACCUGUGUAGGUCAGGUGCCUUAAAAUUAGAAAAGCCAAUGUUUUUGAAACAGGAAACAGCAAUUUUGAAAUCAUCAUGUAUUGCACCUAAUAAUGAAUAUUAAAUACCAAGUAUCCAUACAA